CGUAAAAACAUUGUAGAUCAUUUGUAUAAAACUCUAUGAGUAGAAAAUAAAGACAAUAAUGUAACGAAGUUGAAAAUAUUACGUUACAAAUUAAAAUAAAAUUUGAAAGCGUUAUUUAUAAAGUACAUUUUAAAGAAAUAACAUUCGUUAAAUCUAAACUAAUUAAAAAAAUGACAACAUCAAAAGAAUUAAAUUUAGCUAGAAAAAGCCUUGUUGCAUCGCUUGGAGAAAAUGCAAAAGUGUAUUUUGAAAAAAUGAAACUAUGGUUUCAAAUGAAAACAACAAAAGAAGAAUUUGAUUGCGAAGCAAGGAAUAUUAUGACAGAAGACCAGGUUCAUCUUCAUAAUGAAUUUCUUUUAUGUUUGUUCAACAAAGUCAGAGGCUUAGCUGCUGCUACACCAACUCGAAAAAUAGAUAGAGAUAAAGCCAUAAAAGAAAAAAGAUUACGAUUGAAGCGUAAAUACAAAACUGACAAAUCAAAUUUUGAGCCUGCAGAUAUGUAUGUUGAAGUACUGAGCCAAACAUCAUCACCUGUUGGAGAUGAACCCAUUGGAGCAAAUCGUUCUAGCGCUCAAGAACUUGUGUUACCAGACAGAACGUUUGUUUUAGCUAGAUUAAUGCUUGCAGCAUGGGAAAAUAACAUGGAUGGAGCGGAAGAGAAUACUGCACAUAUAGUUAUAGCUGCCACACAAAUUUUUUUGAAGAAUAUACUUACAGCAAUAUUUACAAGAAGAAAGGGAUAUUCAGUAAGAGAAGGUUCUUUCAUUUACAAUAUUGGAGAACCUGUACCUAGCUCAUGGAAACGAAAUUCUACUUAUAUAUUACGAUCAUCAGACUGCACUGCAACAGAAAUAGUAGAUCCUUACGGUCAAGUACCUGCAAUAAAACCAAACUUCGAAGAGGCAGAACAAGCUACAGCAUUUGCUUAUGCAUGUUCUCCACAAACUAUUCCACCUCCAUUGAAACCAGUUAAUGCAGCUGAUUUACAGCAUACAUUAAAGAUGUACAAAAAUCUCGUUAGUAAUCAUACUAUUUAUGCCACUAACAUGGAACGUUUAUUUACGUAUGCUACACAUCCAACGUGGGAAGAUUUUGAAGCUAAGAAACUAAUAUGUCAACAAACUAUGACAUAAACACCUAUAUUUGUAAAUAAAUUAAUUAAAUUAAAUUAAAUUAAUUUUUUUAUAAAAACAUAACCC
Messenger RNA from Colletes gigas, 1199 nucleotides. RefSeq names its product transcriptional adapter 1-like. The record is from RefSeq and is a predicted model, not a curated record. Gene Ontology annotation, molecular function: transcription coactivator activity. Gene Ontology annotation, biological process: regulation of transcription by RNA polymerase II. The transcript is spliced from 5 exons. NCBI's taxonomy places the organism in Eukaryota, Metazoa, Arthropoda, Insecta, Hymenoptera, Colletidae. Gene Ontology annotation, cellular component: SAGA complex. The coding region runs from base 171 to 1133 and encodes 320 amino acids.